Messenger RNA from Solanum stenotomum, 3014 nucleotides. Its product is annotated as putative late blight resistance protein homolog R1A-10. Gene Ontology annotation, molecular function: ADP binding. The transcript is spliced from 2 exons. Lineage: Eukaryota; Viridiplantae; Streptophyta; Magnoliopsida; Solanales; Solanaceae. The coding region runs from base 121 to 2784 and encodes 887 amino acids. Gene Ontology annotation, biological process: defense response to other organism. The record is from RefSeq and is a predicted model, not a curated record.
UAAGUCAAAAUAAUUUAUUAAAUACAACAAGAUUUUUAUAAAUACAUAUGAUUCUUGAAUUAUAUCCUCUCUACUUGUUCAAAAAUUAUUUUUGUUUCAAUUCCUCUCAAUAUUGACUUGAUGGAAGCUUAUACUGCUGUAAUUUCUCUUCUUAGAACUCUUGAUCAACCAUAUAUUUCAGAACUCUUUCAUGGUCGCACUGCUAAUGCGCUUGAUUCUCUUCGUGCUACAACUGAAUAUUUCCAUGAUGUUCUUGAAAAAGCUAGCAAUAAGAGUGGUGUUGACAUUGAAAAAAUCAAAUCUUUGGAGGAAGAAAUUAGAAUUGUUGUUAGUGAGGCAGAGGAUGUUGUUGAAAUGAAAAUUUCUGAAAUCAUCAAAGGCGACAGAUGGACAUUUCGAAUUUUACCACACCAUGAUAUGCUACCAGUUGUUGAAAAAAUGGAUACCACAAAGAAACAAGUGAUGGAGAUUCUUUCUCAUGAUGCUGAUCAAAUUCUUGAAUUAACUGGCGCUUCUUCUAUGAGUGAUCCAAUGCUGUCAGGUCACUUGAAAGAUGAUAUCGUGCAGGGACUUGAUGGUGACUUGGAGAUAAUAGAUAAAAGAUUGAGAGGACCAACGUCGUAUCUAGACAUUGUCACCAUAUCAGGUAUGGGUGGCAUUGGCAAAACAACACUCGCUAAAAAAACUUAUGAUCAUCUUCCAAUCAGGCAUCACUUUGACAUUUUUGUUUGGGUUACAAUAUCUCAAGAAUUUCGAUAUAGAAAUGUAUUGUUAGAAGCUUUACAUUGCAUUUCAAAGCAAAGAGUUAAUGUGAACACAAAAGAUUAUGAUAAGAUGAAUGACAGUGAGUUAGCUGAUCUGGUGCAAAAGAAACUAAAGGGUCCUAGAUACCUUGUUGUUGUUGAUGAUAUUUGGAGUAGGGAUGUUUGGGAUAGCAUAUCACAAAUAUUUCCUAAUCGCAACAAUGGGAGUCGAGUCUUAUUGACUACUAGGGAAACUGAUGUAGCAAUCUAUGCAAAUACUAGUAGCCAUCAUAAGAUGAACCUCUUGGAUUUAGAUAAUAGUUGGAAGUUACUCCGUGAUAAGGUGUUUGGACUAGAACACGAUCAUCCUCCCGAGUUGGAAGAAAUUGGAAAAAAAAUAGCAGAAAAAUGUCAAGGACUUCCCUUAAUAAUUUCAGUGAUUGCAGGGCAUCUCUCUAAAACGGUGCCCAAGACAUUAGAAAGUUGGAAGUAUGUUGCCAAAACCUUAAGUCAAAUCAUUGCUAGUCAUCCAAAUAAAUGCUUAGGAGUGCUCGGUUUGAGUUACCAUCACUUGCCUAAUCGACUCAAACCAUGCUUUCUUUCUCUGGGUGAUUUCCCAGAGGAUUUUCAAGUUGAUACUCGGAGAUUGAUCCAAUUAUGGAUCGCAGAAGGUUUCAUAAGGACGUCUUCUGGAAGUCGUGAAAGCUUGGAGGAAGUGGCUGAACAUUAUUUGGAGGAUCUUAUCAGCAGGAACUUGAUAAUGGCUAGAAAAAAGAGAUUCAAUGGUGAGGUAAAAGUAUGCGGAAUACAUGAUCUGCUGCGUGAGUUCUGUUUGAUAGAAGCUGAAAUGACAAAGUUUAUGCAUGUUGUGAGAAUUCCAUUGUCACCAGCACAAAAGCCUAAUUUUCGUCGCUUCAGUAUUCAAGAGUAUAUUGGGGAUGCUUAUAAGCUCUUACCCCGUGUAGCCAGAUCUAUCUACUGCUUUUCUUUCUUGGGUCUACCUAUUGAACCCCGUAUUAAGCUUCUCCCUAAAUUGCCCAUCUACCGUCAUGAUCCUAUAAUACAUGGAUUUUUCUCUUGUUUCAACCAUCUCAGGGUAUUGGCCAUCGUCCCUUGCUGCUUCCACUCAUUUCCACUUGUGAUUACAAAGUUAUUUCAUUUGAGAUAUCUCCAAGUUCGAUGUCUUGGAAAUAUUCCUGAAUCAAUCUCAAAGCUUCUGAAUUUGCAAACUCUAAUUUGUGAUGGUAAUUCUUUAGAGAUAACUUUAACUAGGAAGAUAUGGAUGUUGAAGAACUUGAGGUAUAUACGUGUAGGGGGAGUCACUUAUUUACCGAGUCCUAGAAUAGAUAACAAUCUUGUGAUAGGGAUGCCAAAUCUAGAGGAAUUUUUUGGUCUUAGUUACUCUAGUUGUACAAAUGAAGUCUUUUCUAGGAUCCCCAAUUUAAAGAGAUUGAUCAUUCCUGCACAUUUUAGCAUACUAAACAAUAUUCUGUAUCGUCCCUUCGAUAUGUCCAGCUUGACAAAACUUGAGACAUUCAAGUUUUACUGGAAAGAUUAUUUGGAAGACCCCAUCAAGAAAUUUGUUUUUCCAGAAUCACUUAGAAGAGUGUCUUUAACUUGGUGUUGUAAGUUUAUUUGGGAAGAGAUAUCAUCAACUUUUAUCAUGUUGCCACAUCUUGAAGAGCUCAAACUUAAAUAUUGUCGAGCCGAAGAUGAUGUAUGGAGAUUGACUGACAAAGACAUAUUCAGAAGCUUGAAGUUGUUGUUACUGAGCGAGCUAAAUCUUAAGGGUUGGGAAGCAAGCAGCGAUAACUUCCCUAAUCUAAAACUCCUUGUUCUGAAGAAAUGCAAGGACCUGCAAGAAAUUCCAACAGAUUUUGGGGAAAUUUGUACUUUGGAAUCGAUUGAGUUACAUGAUAGCAGCACUACUUCUGAGGAAUCUGCCAGAAAUAUCGAACAAGAACAAGAGGACAUGGGAAAUAAUAUCCUUAAGGUCUACAUCCAUAACAGCGACAGUAUCCAUAACAGCGACAGUAAUUGAAGCUUACUUUGAGGGAUCAUCUAAUGCUAUCUUCCGAAUUCAGAACCUUGUACUUCAUAUUUUUGUUUUUAUAUUCUGAUGGUUUGUUAAUUUCAUGUUUUAGGAAUAAGCAUGUUUAAUACAUGUAUCGGCCAAUUGUGUUUUUUUAUUUAUUUUGUAAACGGUAACUGUUGAUGUACUCGUGUAACAUCUAUUUUGUUUUAUGUGAUAGUUCGAAAUAAAUAAGGAUG